Macrosteles quadrilineatus (aster leafhopper) is the source of this 1748-nucleotide messenger RNA. RefSeq names its product regulator of G-protein signaling 7-like. NCBI's taxonomy places the organism in Eukaryota, Metazoa, Arthropoda, Insecta, Hemiptera, Cicadellidae. The transcript has 14 exons. The coding region runs from base 234 to 1748 and encodes 504 amino acids. Gene Ontology annotation, biological process: G protein-coupled receptor signaling pathway; regulation of G protein-coupled receptor signaling pathway; intracellular signal transduction. The record is from RefSeq and is a predicted model, not a curated record.
CGUGGACAGAGCAGCAUCGCUCGUGUAAAUGGUGUAAGUGUCGGUGGCCUCGGAUGGUACGAAUCGUUAUAAUUGUCGGUAUGUACCGCGUAUACCGAGUCAUGACGGUGUGGUGAGGGGACGUUCUGAAAAAACUAUCAAAUGCGCGGGUGAGAGAGAGCGCGGAGGAUGGGGCGGGGACAGAGCCCUAUGGAGUUCGGUUAGGCCCGACCCCUGGCCAGCCCCGAACCGCCAUGGAGCCCGCCGACCGCGCUCAUCGGCCUCUUGCAUUUGACAAGAUGGAGGGGCUGGUACGGGCAAUGCAGGAUCCAGAGACGGGGGUGCCAGUCCGCAGCCAGAAGCUCUUCCUUACCUCAAUACCCUCCGCGUUCAUGGGAUACGACCUCAUAGAAUGGCUGAUGGAACGCCUCAACAUCGAAGAGUCUGUAGAGGCGGUCCAUCUAGCCAACCAACUCUGUCAAUACGGUUACUUCUUCCCCGUCAGCGACUCCAAGAACCUUGUAGUCAAAGAUGACAGUUCCCUCUACAGGUUUCAGACUCCUUACUACUGGCCUUGGCAACACAGAAGUCCGGACAACGUAGAGUACGCAAUCUACCUGUGCAAACGUACGCUACGCAACAAACAGCGCCAUGGCUUGGAGGAGUAUGAAACUGAAGCUCUUGGAUCCCUCAAAAAGACUCUUCAAAACAAAUGGGACUUCAUUUCUAUGCAAGCAGAAGAACAGGUGCGUCUGGCAAAAGAGAGAAAGAAAGGAGACAAGAUAGUGUCAGACAGUCAAGAGCGAGCAUACUGGCGGAUCCAUCGGCCCCCGCCAGGCUUCACCUCCUCCUUGGAGCCGGUCCCCGUCUGCAACCGCGGUGGCUCGGGGUCCAGGCGGCGUCGGACUAGCACAGACGUCCGCAGAGAGGUGGAGUUUCUGCGGGGAUGUAUGAGUCGGUCGCGCAUGAAGGUGUCGCAGGCUCUGGAAGGUCUGAUGCAGCAUUGUGACACUUAUCUGGAGUACGACCCUUUGUUGUCCGGAGCUCAGCCCUCCAACCCGUGGCACUCCGAAGACACUGCGUUCUGGCAUUUUAAUAGUCCUAUUGUAGAAGUGCCUACAGAGAAAAGAGUAAAGAGGUGGGGCCUUUCCAUGGAAGACCUAGUGUCGGAUCAAACAGGAAUCCAAGAGUUUACCAAUUAUCUACGGAAGGAGUACAGCCAUGAGAACAUUCGGUUUUGGAUGGCCGUCAGAGACUUGCGCAGAAGUUCCCAUUCACAAAUUCCACUAAAGGUUCAGGAAAUUUACGAGGAGUUCUUGGCACCUGGCGCGCCUUGUGAGAUCAACAUCGAUGGUAAAACUAUGGAGAAAACGCAACAAGAGAUGAAGAACCCGACGCGGUGGACGUUUGACUACGCGGCCGAGCAUGUGUACACUCUGCUACUCAAGAAAGACUGUUACCCUCGCUUUAUACGCUCUGACCACUAUAAGAAUCUACUUGCUACCGGGGUCCAGCCCUCUGCUAAGAAAAGGUUUUUUGGCUUCGGAGGCGCUGGAAAAAAGAAGAGUUCAACAAGUGCUGCACCUAACCUGAGCGGGCUGCAAGCGGCCGCAGCAGCUGCGUGUAGUCAAGCGGCAGUGAGCCGAAGACGAGGCAGCGACAGGAGUUUGACGGGGUCGGCGCACGAGCUGGCCGUCAGCGGCAUUACUCGGGACCGGGUGGGCCACUCCCACAGCCAAAGUAACCUCAGUGAUAUUCCAUACAGGUGA